Molecule: messenger RNA, 1557 nt
Organism: Fusarium venenatum
Lineage: Eukaryota; Fungi; Ascomycota; Sordariomycetes; Hypocreales; Nectriaceae
Product: amino acid permease
Biological process (GO): transmembrane transport
Cellular component (GO): membrane
Molecular function (GO): transmembrane transporter activity
Source: RefSeq, a predicted model, not a curated record
AUGGCGGCGACAGAGAAUCAGGCCCACGAGGGUCGCCUCCAAAAGAGGUUCUCAAAGAUUACCAUGAUUGGCAUGGCUUUUGCAAUUCUCAACACCUGGAUCUCUCUUGCAGGAUCGCUAGGACUUGUUAUGCCAUCUGGUGGCUCUGUUAGUUUUGUUUACGGCUUCAUCUUUUGCGUUAUCUGCAAUAUCUGUUUGAGCGCCAGUGUCGGAGAGCUAGCAUCCCUGUAUCCUACAGCAGGAGGACAAUAUCACUACUCCUUUGCCCUAUCAACCAAAAAAUGGAAGAACCUCAUGAGUUUCAUCGUUGGGUGGAUUAACAUCGCUGGAUGGUUGACCCUCAACACAACCGCUGCUUACUUUGGAGCACGUUUCCUUGCUGCCGCAGCAGUAGCUGGCUCUGGCGGUACCUACGAGAUCACUCAAUGGGGCACAUAUUUGAUGUUUGUAGCAGUAUCAAUUGUCGGCGUUUUCCUGAACAUUUUUGCCUAUCCAAUUCUGAACCGUUGGAAUGAGGGUGCCUUGUAUUGGUCCUUGACCAGUGUUGUGGUUAUCAGUAUUGUACUUCUUUCCACGUCUCCCAAAACCGAUGCCAAGUUCGUCUUUACCAACUUUUCCAACACAACCGGAUGGAGCGAUGGCACAGCUUGGAUGCUUGGACUACUCCAGUCAGCUCUGAGUAUGAUUGGUUUUGAUGCUGUGGCACACAUGACUGAAGAAAUGCCUCGGCCAUCCAAAGAUGCACCUCAAGCCAUGGUAGCUGCUGUCUUAGUCGGUGGCGUAACUGGCAUUGUCUUCAUCUUGGUUAUGCUCUUUUGCUUUGUCGAUCUUGAUCUUCUUCUCGCAUCACCCACUCAGAGCCCUCUUACCGAGAUGAUCUUUCAAGCAACCGGCAGUCAGGUUGCCGCUACAGUUUUGAGUGUUGCUGUUGCUCUGUGUUUCGUCAAUGGAGCAAAUGGCUGUGUGACUUCUGGAAGUCGUCUUCUUUGGUCCAUGGCACGAGAUAAUGGAACGCCAUUUUCCAAAUACCUCUCGCAUCUUCACCCCAAGCUUAAUGUUCCUGUUCGCGCCAUCUUGGUACAAGCUGUCUUCAACCUUCUCUUUGGAUUAUUGUAUCUAGGUCCGGAGGUUGCCUUCAACGCAUAUAUCGCUAGCUGCACGCUUUUCCUCAACCUCUCAUACGCUGCACCAGUUCUCAUUCUCCUUAUCCGAGGCCGACAACUUGUUCUCGCAGAGCCUCCUGAGUUUUCUCUCGGACAUGUGUUUGGAUAUACAGUGAAUUACAUCGCAGUCAUUUUUGUGCUUGUUACAUCUGUUUUCUUCUGCUUCCCACCUGCGAUUCCUAUUAACCUAUCAACUAUGAACUACGUCACGGCCGUUUUGGGCAUCUUCAUAAUUUUCGUGACAGGACUGUGGUUUAUGAAGAGAAAAACCUAUGAAGGACCCAAGCUUGAGUUCAUCUUGGGGGAAGAAUUGCCCGUGGUUGACUCACCAGAGCCACAGAGAACGGAGAAGGAGGUUGUGUCUAGCGCACAUUCGAAGCAAGAGGAGUCAUAA